Procambarus clarkii (red swamp crayfish) is the source of this 1110-nucleotide messenger RNA. Its product is annotated as SUMO-interacting motif-containing protein 1-like. The record is from RefSeq and is a predicted model, not a curated record. NCBI's taxonomy places the organism in Eukaryota, Metazoa, Arthropoda, Malacostraca, Decapoda, Cambaridae.
AUGAAGGAGGCAGGUCAAGUCAUGAAGGAGGCAGGUCAAGCCAUGAAGGAGGCAGGUCAAGUCAUGAAGGAGGCAGGUCAAGUCAUGAAGGAGGCAGGUCAAGCCAUGAUGGAGGCAGGCCAAGCCAUGAAGGAGGCAGGUCAAGUCAUGAAGGAGGCAGGUCAAGUCAUGAAGGAGGCAGGUCAAGCCAUGAUGGAGGCAGGCCAAGCCAUGAAGGAGGCAGGUCAAGUCAUGAAGGAGGCAGGUCAAGUUAUGAAGGAGGCAGGUCAAGCCAUGAUGGAGGCAGGCCAAGCCAUGAAGGAGGCAGGUCAAGUCAUGAAGGAGGCAGGUCAAGUCAUGAAGGAGGCAGGUCAAGUCAUGAAGGAGGCCGGUCAAGUCAUGAAGGAGGCAGGUCAAGUCAUGAAGGAGGCAGGUCAAGUCAUGAAGGAGGCAGGUCAAGCCAUGAUGGAGGCAGGUCAAGUCAUGAAGGAGGCAGGUCAAGCCAUGAUGGAGGCAGGCCAAGCCAUGAGGGAGGCAGGUCAAGCCAUGAAGGAAGCAGGUCAAGCCAUGAAGGAGGCAGGCCAAGCCAUGAAGGAGGCAGGUCAAGUCAUGAAGGAGGCAGGUCAAGUCAUGAAGGAGGCAGGUCAAGUCAUGAAGGAGGCAGGUCAAGUCAUGAAGGAGGCAGGUCAAGUCAUGAAGGAGGCAGGUCAAGCCAUGAUGGAGGCAGGUCAAGUCAUGAAGGAGGCAGGUCAAGCCAUGAUGGAGGCAGGCCAAGCCAUGAGGGAGGCAGGUCAAGCCAUGAAGGAAGCAGGUCAAGCCAUGAAGGAAGCAGGUCAAGCCAUGAAGGAGGCAGGUCAAGCCAUGAAGGAGGCAGGUCAAGCCAUGAAGGAGGCAGGUCAAGCCAUGAAGGAGGCAGGCCAAGCCAUGAAGGAAGCAGGUCAAGCCAUGAAGGAGGCAGGUCAAGCCAUGAAGGAGGCAGGUCAAGCCAUGAAGGAGGCAGGCCAAGCCAUGAAGGAGGCAGGUCAAGCCUUGAAGGAGGCAGGUCAAGCCUUGAAGGAGGCAGGUCAAGCCUUGAAGGAGGCAGGUCAAGCCUUGAAGGAGGCAGGUCAAGCCAUGAAGGAGGCAGGCUAA